Molecule: messenger RNA, 1921 nt
Organism: Tarenaya hassleriana
Lineage: Eukaryota; Viridiplantae; Streptophyta; Magnoliopsida; Brassicales; Cleomaceae
Product: WW domain-binding protein 11
Exons: 9
Coding region: 140-1765 (541 amino acids)
Biological process (GO): mRNA cis splicing, via spliceosome
Cellular component (GO): spliceosomal complex
Source: RefSeq, a predicted model, not a curated record
GCCUGAGAGAGAGGAGGAAGAGGGAUCGAGCAUCUUCUUUCGACGGAGAAGGAAUCUAGUGGAGAGAAGAAACCCUCUAACCUUCAAAACUUCACCUGGAUAAUAUCUGUUCUGAGUGGGGGGAAGGAAGAUAGCGAAGAUGAAGACGACGAAGGGAGGCAAGGUGAUGAACCCUACCGACGCUUACCGCAAGGAGAUCCGGAAGAAGGAAUUGAAACGCAACAAGAAAGAGAGGAAGAAGGUGAGAGAAGUGGGGCUUUUGAAGAAGGAUCCUGAGCAAAUCAGAGAGCAGAUCAGGAAACUAGAAAUGUCAAAGGCUGAAGGCGCAUUGGACAAAGCAAGAAAACAUAAAAAGAGGCAACUUGAAGAUACAUUAAAUAUGGUCAUGAAGAAGAGGAAGGAAUAUGAGGAGAAACUGAAGGAGCAGGGAGAGCCCUCGACCUCUGUUAUGUUCAGUCAUCUUCCCCCUCAACGGAUGACACCAGCGGAAGAAGAAGAAAGAUCAAAGCACCUAAAACCUGAAGACUCUGUUUAUUAUCACCCUACAUUGAACCCAACUGGUGCACCACCCCCUGGGAAGCCACCCAUGUAUAAAUCAUCAAUAGGAGCGAGAAUUCCACUGGAUGGUACUUCAUCGAGUGGUGCUGCAUCAUCUUCGAAUCCCGAGUCAGAAGAUAUUGCCUUAGCUGCUCCACCUCCUCCACCCCCACCGCCGCCGCCUCCUUUACCAGAUGGCAGUGUUCCUGGCUCCAAUGAUGGAAAUGCUUUACUCGCCUCUUUGCCACUCCCACAGCCACCUCCAUUGCCGCCAACGCCUCCUGCUCCAAGUACGGGUAUUACUUUACCACCUCCGCCUUUUCCACCCCCACCCCCUGGCCCACCACCCAAAGAGCAUGUCACAAUUCCUCCUCACCUUCCUCCACCUCCUCCAUCUGCCCAGCCACCUCCACCUGGCCUCAGCGGAAGUGAGAACGGCAGAAGUAUCUCUGCAUCAUCAUUAGAUCAAAAGCAGAUGACUACUGUGACUUCUGUACUUCCUCCCCCACCCGGGCUGCCUCCAAAUUCUCUAAGCAACGAACAAGAGGACGGUCCAGGAGAAUCUAAUGCCAAUAAUCUUCAAGAUGUUUAUGAUAUCCCUAAGAUGAUCCCACCGCACCUACCAGUUGUUGGAUCUGCUUUACUGCCUAGCUUGCAGCCCGAUGCACCUCCUCCUGGAAUACACCGUUUUCCACCGCCACCACCUCCUCUCGAUAUGCGUCCACUAUCUGCUCCUGGACUUCCGGGUCAAUUACCGCCACCUCCUCCUGGAAUGAUGGCUUCUCUAGUUCCAAGGCCGCCACCAUACGGUCCACCACCUGGCCUGCCGCCGAUGAUGAGACCCCCACUUCCACCUGGACCUCCACCUAGCUUUCACGAAGAUGGCCAAGCCAUGAGCCGACCAACUGUGCCACAGAAGCCAUCAUAUGUGAAAUCCGCUGCUCCCACUGUUGUCAAGAGGCCACUCGCUCAACACACUCCCGAACUCACAUCCAUGGUUCCUGCAUCAGUUCGGGUGAGGAGGGAAUCAGCAGCUCCAAAACCAAAGCCGAAGACAUCAAUGGUGGGCGGUUUGGUUUCAGCUCCAAAGCCUAUGGCUCAUGCAAUGGUGAAGUCUGAGUCUGGCAAAGCGAAAGCUGCUGUGUCGUCGAAGCCGCAGCAGAGCAUUGAUGACUCUUACAUGGCCUUCUUGGAGGACAUGAAAGCUCUUGGUGCUCUUGAUUCCUAAUACCUUGAAAUUUGGACAAGUUUGAAUCAUAUUGUUGUAGGAGUCGAUAAGGUUUUUUUUUUUUUUUUCCAAAUGUUUUGUUGGAAGCGUAAACUUCAAAUGCAUGUGCUAAAAAGAAUUUUCAAAAAAAUAUGUGGUCACACACCAUUGAAGAUA